Messenger RNA from Neopelma chrysocephalum (saffron-crested tyrant-manakin), 4997 nucleotides. RefSeq lists its product as uncharacterized. The transcript has 8 exons. Gene Ontology annotation, biological process: regulation of transcription by RNA polymerase II. Gene Ontology annotation, molecular function: DNA-binding transcription factor activity; RNA polymerase II cis-regulatory region sequence-specific DNA binding. The record is from RefSeq and is a predicted model, not a curated record. NCBI's taxonomy places the organism in Eukaryota, Metazoa, Chordata, Aves, Passeriformes, Pipridae. Bases 10 to 4869 code for a protein of 1619 amino acids.
UUGUUUGGGAUGAAGCCGCCGGAGGAGCCGUUCGGAGCCGCGCGGACGGGCCCGGAGGACUCCAAGGCCCUGGGCAGCCCCUGCGCCGUGGAGCCCGGGCGGGUGAGCAAGGUGGAGCCCGAGGAGAAGCCCGGGAUCGGCGCCGGCUCCCUGGAGCUGUUCCCGGCCGCCGGCAGCAGCUCCGGCCGCUGGUUCCCCGGCGGGCAGCGCGGCCCCGAGCCCCCCCGGGACCCCCCGGCCCCCCGCGCCGGCUGCUGGGGGGCCCAGGGGGGCGUCCCCGGCCCCUUCCGCUGCGGCCAGUGCGGGAAGGGCUUCCGGCAGAAGCAGAGCCUGGUGACGCACGAGCGGAUCCACACCGGGGAGAAGCCGUUCCGCUGCGGGGACUGCGGGAAGAGCUUCAGCCAGCGGCCCAACCUGCUCACGCACCGGCGGGUGCACACGGGCGAGCGGCCCUUCCCCUGCGCCCAGUGCGGCAAGAGCUUCUCGCAGAAGGCCAACCUGCUGGCCCACCAGCGCAUCCACGGCGCCCACCCCGAGGAGGGCAAGGCGCGGGCGCGGCCGGCGCGGGGCUGCGCCGAGGACACGCCCUUCGUGUGCCCCGAGUGCGGGAAGAGCUUCCGGCAGAAGCCCAACCUGAUCACGCACCGGCGCAUCCACACGGGCGAGCGGCCCUUCUCCUGCUUCCUGUGCGGCCGCAGCUUCAACCAGAAAACCAACCUGGUGACGCACUACCGGGUGCACACAGGUGAGCGGCCCUUCGCCUGCGCCCAGUGCGGGAAGCGCUUCACCCAGAAAACCAACCUGGUCACGCACCAGAGCACCCACACCGACCUGCGCCCCUUCCCCUGCGCCCAGUGCCACAAGUGCUUCAAGGACAAGGUGUCCCUCAAGGCCCACCAGAAGACGCACGUCCCCCGCCAGCGCCGCUGCCUGGCGCGCGGCCCGGCCCCCGCCGCGCCCUUCGGGGCCGCGCCCGCCCUGCUGCCCCCCGCGCCCGCCCCGCAGGACCCCCCCUUCGCCCCGCUCCCGCCCGCCCCGAAGCCCCCCGAGGGCGCCGAGCUGUUCCCCUGCGAGGAGAAGGGCUUCCCCCCCCAGCCCCCGGGCGAGCCCCCCUUCCCCUGCGCCCACUGCGGCGACGGCUUCUGCCCCAAGGUGCCCCUGCUGCGGCCCCCCGAGGCGCCCCCAAACUUCUCCCCCGGCCCCCCCCUCCUGGGGCCCCCGGGGGCGCAGCCGGGGCUGGGGGAUGCCGCGGCCCCCCCCGAGAAGCCCUUCAUCUGCAACCAGUGCGGGAACAGCUUCGGGCUCUGGCUCGCCCUCGUCGCCCACCAGAAGAGCCACGCGGGGCACAAGCCGUGCCCCGGGGCCCCCCCCGAGCCCGCUCCCGGCGCGGAGCUGCCCCCCGGGUCCCCCCCGGCGCGGGCGGGCGAGGCCCGGCCCUGGCCGUGCCCCGAGUGCGGGCGCAGCCUGGCGCAGUGCGAGCGGCUGCUGCGGCACGGGCACGGCGCCGGCGGGCGCGGCCCCUUCCGCUGCGACACCUGCGGGAAGCGCUUCAGCCUCAAAACCAACCUGGCCACACACCAGCGCAUCCACACAGGUGAGCGGCCCUUCACCUGCGGCGUCUGCGGCCGCCGCUUCAACCAGAAGGGCAACCUGGUGACGCACUACCGGGUGCACACGGGCGAGCGGCCCUUCGCCUGCGCCCAGUGCGGGAAGCGCUUCGCGCAGAAGCCCAACCUGCUGGCCCACCAGAAGACCCACCUGGGCCGCCAGCCCUUCACCUGCCUCGAGUGCCCCAAGCGCUUCAAGAGCAAACUGUCCCUGCGGGUGCACCAGCGGGUGCACGCGGGGCCCCCCGGCACGGCCCCCGGCGCCGCGGACCCCGCCGGGGCCCCCUUCCCCUGCGGGCCCUGCGGGGAGGCCUGCGGCGAGCACGGGGGGCCGCCCGUGAACCCGCGCGGGCGGCCCCACUCCUGCCCCGAGCAGCGCCGCCCCUGCGCCGAGCACCACCACCACCCCUGCACGGAGCAGCACCGCGCCUGUGCCGAGCAGCUGCACGCCUGCGCCAAGUGCCCCUGCGCCAAGCGGCUGCACCCCUGCCUCGAGCAGCCCCGGCCCUGCGGCGAGCAGCCCCACGCCUGCGAGCGGCCCCACGCCUGCGAGCGGCCCCACGUCUGCGCCGAGCAGCCCCACGCCUGCGAGCGGCCCCACAGCUGCGCCGAGCAGCUGCACCCCUGCGCCGGGUGUCCCCGCGCCUGUGCCGAGCGGCCCCACGCCUGCACCAAGCAGCCCCACGGCUGCGCCGAGCACCCCCACGCCUGUGCCGAGCAGCCCCACCCCUGCGAGCAGCCGCUGCCCUGCGCCGAGCAGCCCCAGCCGUGCCCCGAGUGCCCCCACGGCUGCGCCGAGCGGCCGCACACGUGCGCCGAGUGCGGGAAGCGGUUCCGGCAGAAGGUGAACCUGGCCGUGCACCUGCGCACGCACACGGGGGAGCGCCCGUUCCGCUGCGCCGACUGCGGCAAGGGCUUCAGCCAGAAGGCCCAUCUGCUGCGGCACCGCCGCACCCACGGCGCCGGCCUCGCGCCCGCCUGCUCCGCCGGGGACCCCCUGGGCAAGGGCCCGGAGCCCCCGGCCCUGCUGCUGCCCCCCUGCUCCCGCGGGGCCCCCCCGGCCCGGCCCGACAGCCCCUCGGGCGCCGCCGACAUCCUCCUGCAGCUCAUGCAGGACGAGCACCCCCCGGGCCCCGGAGCCCCCCCGGUGCCCCCGUGCAAGUGCCCGGGGGAGGGUCCGGGCCCCAGGGCGCCGGGGCUGCCCCCCCCGUGCUGCUGUGCCGCCUGCCUGGCCCCCCGCCCCCCCGAGCCCCCCCGGGGGCAGCUCUGGGCCAAGGCCGGGGGCUGCGCGCGGGCCUUCGAGGAGAAGCGCGUGCCGGGAAUGCCGGGAACGCCGGGAGCGCCGGAGCAGGAGCACAUCGAGGAAAAACCGGCCCCGUGUCCCGGCUGUCUCCCCAGGGAGCCCCAGAGCCCCGGGGGUCCCCACUCCUCCCGGGGCUCCCCACAGCCCUGGCAGUCCCCCCAGGCCCCCUGUGCUGACUGCGGGGGCCGGAGCAGCCCCGGGACAGGACCCUUUGGGGCCCGGGAGGGGGUGCCCCCCGACGUGUCGUUCGAAGAGGUGGCCAUUUACUUCUCCCCCGAGGAGUGGGCAGAGCUCCUGCCCUGGCAGCGGGCGCUGUACCGAGAGGUCAUGGCUGACAACUACGACCUGGUGGCCAGUCUGGGCUCCACGUCCAAGUUCAGCGACAUGAAGGAGGAGUCGCCCUGUGCUGGGGGGGACAGCAGAGCUUCUGACGUCUCCAGCACCGGUGCCCAGGACGGCUCUGCCAGCGAGGAUGAUGGCGGGGGACUCUGGGACUUGGGGUUCAGUGCCCCCCGCUCCGGCUGGAGCGACACCACCUUGGGGGGCUGUGCCGGGGACCCCCCUCGGGGGGAGCCGGGGCCGCCCCCGUGUGAGGGGCUGGGGCUGAGCUGCGGGGCCGAGCCGGGGGCUCCCCGGGCCGAGCACCCCCCCGCCCCGGGCCCGCCGUUCGUGUGCGGGACCUGCGGCAAAGCCUUCCGGCACCGCCGCAACCUCCUCACGCACAAGCGGCUGCGCGGGGGGAACCGCGCCCGGCACGGCUGCCCCGACUGCGGCCGCGCCUUCUGCCUGCGCGGGGACCUGCUGCGGCACCGCGGCUCGGACCGGGGGCGGCCCCGCUGCCCCCAGUGCCCCCAGUGCCCCCAGUGCCAGCAGCGCCCCGCGGGCGCGGCGGGGCCGUGCGGGCACCGCGCGGGGCCGGGCGAGGAGCGGCCCUUCGUGUGCGGGCGCUGCGGGCGCGGCUUCGCCUGGAGGGAGAGCCUGGAGCUGCACGUGCGGGCCCACCCGCCCCCCGAGCGCGCCCACCCCUGCCCCGAGUGCGGCCGCGCCUUCCGCAGCCGCGGGCACCUGCGGCUGCACCGCCGGGCACACUCCGGGCACCGGCCCUUCGCCUGCGCCCGCUGCGGCCGCGCCUUCGCCUCGCAGGCCAACCUGAGCACCCACCGACGGCUGCGCCGCCGCUGCAGGGCACCCGCCCGCAGGGAACCCCGGGGGGAGGAGAACAGGGACCCCCAGGGGGAGAGGGACCCUCGUGGGGAUGGGAACAGGGACCCCCACGGGGAGAGGGACCCUCAGAGGGAGAGGGACCCUCGUGGGGAUGGGAACGGGGACCCCCACGGGGAGAGGGACCCUCAGGGGGAGAGGGACCCCCGCGGGGAUGGGAAAAGGGACCACCCCGGGGAGGAGAACAGGGAUCCCCAGGGGGAGAGGGACCCCCACAGGGAUGGGAACAGGGACCCCUCUGGGGAGAAGGACCAACACGGGGAUGGGAACGGAGACCCUCGUGGGGAUGGGAACAUGGACCCCUCCAGGGAGGAGAACAGGGACUCCCAGGGGGAGAGGGACCCCCACAGGGAUGAGAAAAGGGACCCCCACGGGGAUGGGAACAAGGACCUCCCCAGGGAUGGAACAGGGGAGAGGGACCCCCACAAGGAGAGGGAGCCCCAUGGGGAUGGGAACAGGGACCCCCAUGGGGAUGGGGACACCCGCAGGGACAGGGACCCCCUUGGGGACCAGGUCACCCGUGGGGACAGGGAUCACCAUGGGGACAAGGACCCCCUUGGGGAUGGUGAUGCCUGUGGGGACAGGGACCCCCUUGGGAACGGGCAUCUCCUCAGAGACAAGGAUACCCUCGGGGAUCGGGACCCCCUUGGGGACAGGGACCCCCUCGGGGAUGGGAACCCCCUCAGGGGUGGGACCCCCCUCAGGGCCGGGAGUGACCCGGGGGGUGACCAGCAGUAGCCCCAGGAUGGGAUUGUCCCAGUGCUCCCAUGAAUGUGAUGCCAGUGCCGCGGCCCAUCCCGGACACCCCGGAACUGUGAGCACCUGGGGACCCCUGGAACCGCCUGAGGGGCUUCUCCGUGUCCCUU